Trematomus bernacchii (emerald rockcod) is the source of this 2626-nucleotide messenger RNA. RefSeq names its product T-cell differentiation antigen CD6-like. Lineage: Eukaryota; Metazoa; Chordata; Actinopteri; Perciformes; Nototheniidae. Gene Ontology annotation, cellular component: membrane. The transcript is spliced from 13 exons. The record is from RefSeq and is a predicted model, not a curated record. Bases 77 to 1912 code for a protein of 611 amino acids.
CAAGAGCGGAAGCCUCACUCAGUGCCAACUGUUUGUCUGGAGACAAUAGAGCUGUUUCCCCCUUUCUGACAACAACAUGAAGCUGCUGAAAUGCAUUUUAAUCAUCCAACUGAGCUGUCUUUGUCUAGGCCCAACUGAUUGUCAGGUGAGAGCAGAGGGAAACUAUUCAGGAGCGGUAAUACAAGAGGAAUUCAACAGUGACCCUUACAUUCACAGACUCUCUGGUAACUGCAGCUUCACACUGAGGAUGGGUGGAAACAGGAGCAGUGAUGUGGUGGCUUUACCAGCAGACUCUUUGGAUGAGCUGGCUGAACAGAUGUGUAAGGAUCUGGACUGUGGCAGCAUCUUUCAAGUGAAUAAAACCAGCUCCCCUCCCAAUGCCACCUGCUUCCACGACUGUUUGUACCAAGAUGGUCUUUUGCAAAACUGUUCACAGAGUGAGGGAGGUAACUGCUCUGUGCUCGCUGAAGCUGUCUGUGGCCGCCGGGCUGUGCGGCUGGCCGGGGGCUCAGGUCGCUGUGCAGGGCGGGUGGAGCUGUGGAGAAAUGGAGAGUGGGGCACCGUGUGUGACGACCAGUGGGACCUGCGGGAUGCCGACGUGGUGUGUGCUCAGCUCGGCUGCGGAUACGCUCUCAGUGUGACGGGACAGGGCGGCUCCUUCCCCCCGGGCAGAGGACCCGUCCACCGGGACGAGCUGAACUGCACCGGCCGAGAGGAGAGCCUGUGGGACUGUCCGGCCUCACAGGAAGAGUCGGACUGCGGACACAAAGAGGACGCUGGGGUCGUAUGCUCAGAGAUGAGAGCAGUCCGUCUGACUGGAGGUCAGGACCGCUGCUCUGGUAAAGUGGAGAUCCACCGUAAUGGCAGCUGGGGAACGCUGUGUGAUAACUGCUGGAAUAAAGACAUGUCCUCCAUGGUGUGCGCCAUGCUUCAGUGUGGCACUGAGCCAGAGAAAUUCACCCAGUUUGUUCCUCCUCUCGCCCACAACAACGGGACACUGUGGUUCUAUUCAUGCAAAAACGUGCAGAAUAUGUGGCAGUGCAGCGAGUACGUCAACAAAACACACCUGUGCAUUUCCUCAAAAGCCUCUGGCGUCAUCUGUAAGGGUUCCCUGGGUUUUGCUGAAGCCACCACAGCAGCUGGGUCAACUGUAAUGACCAAUUGGACUACUGGUGUGACCUCAGUCAGUCUUACAGAAGGCUUCUCCUUCCCGUCUCCAGAGCUGCUCAGCACCAUGGCUCUGGCUCUCCUGCUCCUCGUGGUGCUCAUUACCAACUCAGUGCUGUGCUGCCAUUACAGGAGGAGACACGCGUUCUUGCUCCAGCAGACACGCAGCAACCCCCGAAUCCCCUCUGAACAUCAUAACAACAGCUACCAGGACUCCGUCGACCUCGUCAAGGUCACUCCCAACCCACUGCAGAACAAAGUCCCCUCCAAUCCCAGGUAUCUGUGGACCCAGCAUAGUAGUGUUGACAGCUCGUCAGUAGAUACAGACUAUGAGCAGUAUGAGCAAAGCAAUGACCCGUCUGUCCCUUUAUCCACCUUUCGGAAUUCUCAGAGGUUCAGAACAGAAGUGAACCCUUUCAUGAGGCCUGCAGGUCUCCACAGCCUCUCUGAGGAAGAAGAAGUGAUGGGAACGUUUUCCGGCUGUAUCGGCGACGCAGACGCUCCGUACGCCAGAGUGUCGAAGAUGAUCUCAGUGGACUCGUUUGAUACGUCCAGCACCUCCUCAGGGGAGUGCUACGAGAACACCAGCAACAACUACGUCACCUUGCCCCCCGAACCAGAGCCGGGUCAGUCGUCUGGUGUCAGCGAAACCUGCAGAGAUCAGAUGAUGAAGGAGACAGCCCCAUCUACUCUACAAAACCUCUCAUCUGAUGAUGACUACGAUGACAUCGACACCUUGGAGUAACCGGAGGAGGUUACAUCUACUGAAACCGAGUGGGACUGAAGCUGCACACUGCACUGAAAAUAACAUGUACUUUAAGACCAAACACCUGUUUAAACUGAGAAAUGCCAAGGAGAUGUAUAGUUAUAAAGAAGUCUAUACAUUGAGGUUAAAACCUGGAUAUACUUGAUUAAAACAGGGGAAUCUAGGGUACAUAUUUUAGCAGCAUUUAAAUGUCUCUGUUAUGUGCAGUAGUUAACAUUGAAAAGCCUUUGAUUAAAGAGGAAAAUGUGGCGUCAGCAUAUAAAAAUGUUCUUUUCUACCACAUUCUGACCCAGAUUUCAUGACCAAUUGUUGACCUGUUGUGAACCACUAUAAUAAGUUCAAUGUACUUACCGUGAUUAACUCCCUGUAAGUAAUCCAUCAUUAUGAACAUGGUGUUGCCUUUUUAGCCUGUUGUCAGAACAAACUGUUUGAAAAGACUUUAAUUGUUCUUUUCAUGAUGCUCAGACGUCCAUUGAGAUUUGGCUCUGAAAGCAUCACCCUCAUGCAUUCCUGAUCAAAAAGAAAACCAGGGGACAAAUGAGAGGAAUGUGGAUGUUUUGAAAAGGCCACCGGAAAUUAAAAACAUUGUUCAUAGACCGAGAGGGUGGGUAUCAUUUGAGAGGAAAUCUACAUUUUAAACAACUCAAGGUCAGAACAACUCUGAGAAGUAUGAGUAUAACAAUCUGUGGGGUG